This is a messenger RNA of Mycosarcoma maydis (corn smut), 2631 nucleotides long. RefSeq lists its product as uncharacterized. The record is from RefSeq and is a predicted model, not a curated record. NCBI's taxonomy places the organism in Eukaryota, Fungi, Basidiomycota, Ustilaginomycetes, Ustilaginales. The coding region runs from base 1 to 2631 and encodes 876 amino acids. Gene Ontology annotation, cellular component: Ric1-Rgp1 guanyl-nucleotide exchange factor complex; Golgi membrane. Gene Ontology annotation, biological process: retrograde transport, endosome to Golgi. The transcript has a single exon.
AUGUCGGAAGCCGCGAACCGUCACCACUCUUCGCUCAAAGUAUCGAUCCGACCUCUACAGUCGUCGUUCUUCGCCGGAGAAGACUUUGUCUGCCAUAUCACCUUCACAAACACAAACCCGCGAGUCGCACAUACUCAGCCACUGCUUCAAGGAGAGUUCCCGCCAUCGACACCGACCAAAGCCUCCGCAGACCAUUUUGAUCCACCUGGCUCUGCCCCUAUUGAGGAAAAGCCAGGCGCACGUCGUGUCGUCUCGUCAAUACCAACCCACUCGAAAUCUCGUAGCGUCGAUGUACGAGCAUUAGGAAGAGAUCAUGACGCAAGCGCAUCUACCUCUUCAGCCUUUCCCGGCCCCGCACGAGCCCAGAAACUGCUUCUCCACCUCAAUGGCGAGGUCUUGCCGGAUCGAAAGAACUUGAUCGGAAAGAGCACGCCCUCCGCCUCUGGUGACCAUUCCAUUCAUCCUUGGUCCGUCUCGCCAAACCUUGCGAGCUCGAAACUUGCGCACCGCUCUACAAAGUCCACCUCAUUUUCAUCUCGGCGCAAUAAAUUCGAUCUUGGUCUAGGUCAUCCAAUCCGACCAGUUGGCACUCCUACAAAGCCGUCCGCCACAUCAGCUCUCGCCGACUCAGAUCGUUUAUCGCCCAACCCACCCUCAAGAGUCUCCUCUCUUUCUGGAUGGGCGAACAAACGAACACCUUCUGCCUCCAUAUCGCCGCAUCACUCGCAUUCACGCAAGAAAUCAGUUGCGCAGGUCCAGGCUGAGGACCUCACAGAAGCGUUUGAGCUCGAUUCGCCAUCGGUAGCACCAUCGCCGACACCCAACACUCCAACCUCCUGGAUGGGCGCGCAAGCCGAGCAAAAUAACUCCUCUAGUUUCUAUGCAAUGGGUCGCAACGAGUCGAUGGAGAGCGUUGUUCGAGAAUCCAUCACAAGCUGGUCACAGUCAAAGCGACGCCUGUCGAUUUCGAGAACCCCGAGCCACAGUCCGAUCUACCCUCCACCCGACACAUUGGCUUCGGGCAGCGAAAAGAUCUUGUGGUCCUUUGCACAGAUUCGAGGUACCAUCGAAAUCGACGAGAGCCUGAUCAAGCCGAGCGACUUUGAGAACCUCAAAAGAAGGCUUGCUUACGGCGACUUGACUGGUGCCAAUGCGUCUCCUCACUCGGUUCCUGGCACACCUCGAACGCUCGGUGGAGGUGAUCUCGGACAAACGGCCGACGCCUUACCAAGCCCCACGAGCUGGAGCAGCUACCUUCGCAGCCCAUUUGCAGGCCGUGCACAACAGCAUCGUCGGACGGGCUCCACAUUUCAAGAUGCUCAGGAGCGAACUCUGCAGAGUCGAAGCGUGCCCACGUUCUCGGCCCCGCCCAGCAUCGUCGCUGUCGACUUGGUGCUCGCUCCAGGAGAGAGCAAGACGUAUCAGUUCAAGCUUGCGUUGCCAAUCGACCUACCGCCUUCUUACCAAGGCAAGGCGAUUCGUCUCAAGUACGUUCUCACCUUGGGAACCAAUCGAUCGGACAUGUACGCUGCCUCGGCGCGCGCGCAGACAAGUCGGCUGAUCACUAUUCCGAUUCGCAUCUACAAUCAUGUCGGUGCAUCUGGCUUCAGGCCGUUUUUCGACCUGAUGAACCCGGUCAUCCUCACCAAGGAAGAGGCGUCGGUUAGCCUAGUUGGUCAAGAUGACGAGAGCGUCAUCGUGCCAAGUUUAAAGUCAAACGUGCAAGCCGAACGCGCUAGAGCAAAGGCAUCGGCCAAGAAAGCACCCCAGAUUCAGCGUAAAGACUUGCAGGAGUAUACCAAACAGCUGCUCGCCACCAAGGUGUCGGCCGAUGACGCAUGUGCGGUUGCUCUGCCCGAGAUCGGCUUGGCGACGUUGGCAUCUACGAGUCAGACUAGUGGAUCGUGCAAGGCAGCUGUUGAAGCGCUCGCGCGUUCAUCGAGCAAAGUGACGUACGAUAUUUCCAAAGAUGGCAAGGUGGCUGCUGUGCUCACACUGGUCAGGUCUAGGUACAGGCUCGGAGAGACGAUUACCGGUGUGAUCAACAUCAACAAUGAGCAAUCGCUCGCACGCAUCGCGCGCAUGAGUGCGACGCUCGAGACGUUCGAAGAAGUGCAACCGAGCAUGGCGACUUUGCCACCGGCGCGAUCACAGCGCGCCACCAAGAUGGUACAUGCACAACACCACGAGAGCGUGCUCGACAAGGGGAGGGCGAGUUUCAGCCUGUGCAUCCCGAGCGGUGCUUCGCCCGAAUUCGUCACUAGUGGAGUCAAGCUCAACUGGCUCGUGCGUCUUUCGUUCCUCACCAUCUCGGCUAUCAACGCUCGCGCCUCAAAGUCGACCACCGACAAGUCGACCACUGACAACCACGAGCACGCCAACAACACGCUGCUUCCUCCCCCGCAUCUGCUGCCUACUGCGUCAGACGGGUAUGCACGCUACCACGUCAGCGUCAGAGCAAUCAACAGCCUCGCUGGCUCGGCAGCACACAACGCAUCCUCUACAAAUCUACUCGCUCUCCUCGGCUGCGCCGCAGAAACAAAGCUCGAGACCGUCGAAUGCGCUGUACCCGUGUCCAUCUUGCCCAACAGCACCAGUUACAAGGUCGGAGACGCCGAGUUCUACGCCUAG